UAGUGAAAUCCUUCACUGUUUAGCUGAGAAAAGGAUUUGACUUUUGAAUAAAAUCAAAAUAAGCCCAAAAUAUUUUCUGAGAAUAAAGAAGAAAACAAAGCUUGAUGGAGCUUGUUACUUCUAUUUUUCAUUGGAAGGACCUGUAAAAUAAAAUAGUGCUGUGGUAGAGGAGACUGAUGCUGUGGUAAAGGGAGGAGCACAUCUGUGGUGGAGGUUGUGCCAAACUUGUGUUGUGAUUUCUAGAAAUAAAAAUGGAGGUCAUCAACAUUUUCAUUUUAUCCCACAACUUGCUCUACAGAACCCAUAAAUUGGUUCAUUUGGUACACUAUUAAGUUUUACCACAGAAUUCAGAGACUCUCUUCGUCAGUCUUUUGAUAUUUCCCAAACUGAAAAUAAGCUUAUUCCAUUUGUAAUUGUUUAAUGUCUAGCUAAUGUUUAUAUGCAUGUCUUUUAAAAUAGAUUGGUUCAAAAUGCUGUGUGUGUUAGAAAUCCCAUUUAAUAUAUUAACCUAUUAAUUUUAUUAUUAAUAAUAACCAGAUUUGUAGAUUCACAAAAUAUAGGUAAACGUCUAAUUCUUUAAACAGGUCUUGAAAAUUAUGUCUUCAAAUGACAGAAUGGUACAAUGGAUUGAGUUUCUGAUUUGAAGCAGAACUGAUACUACUAAAACCAUUGCAGAAGCAGAGGUAUUGCAACUAGUGCCAUAUCAGUGGACUACUGUCUAUAAACACAGAUGGUAACUGAGCCAUUUGCAUAAUCAAGGCACAAGACUGAUUACCAAAGCUACUAGUAUUUUCCCACUGACUUCAGUUAAAGACAUUUGUAUCCUAUUUAGUGUGAAAAUCAAGCCGUUAAUUCCUGUGUUGUACACUCAGGUAAGUUGUUAUAUAGCUUUUAAUUAUGUCUGUACUUGGUUUUCUAGCAGUUUCUAUAUUUCUGAAUUUCUAUUUUUUUUCUAUUAAUCUGAAUUUGAGUUGUACGUAAGAAAACCUUUAGAUAUUUAUAGUCUUCAGUGAUAGAAAAACAGAAUUGGAAGGCAAAGUGAAUGGGCACUUACAUCCAGUUUGUUGAUUGGAAGAAAACUGGUUCAAACUGUUUAAAGGCCAGGGCAACAAAGCAAACUAUCAGCAAAAGCAGAAAAGUAACAGUUCUGUUUCUGUGCUGUUUGGUUGUUAUUUUUUGUUUGUUUGCCUUGUGUUUUGUUUUGCUGUAUGUUUUUGUUUGUUAUUGUAUAAUUCUGUUAUGUUUCUCAGUAUUGCAUUUAGAAUAUUGUUUUUCUUCUUCUUUCAGACUGCUGUGAGUUUCAGAUAUCAGCCAUGGGCAUUAAAGGUUUGCAGGGAUUUGUGGAGAGAGUUUGCCCUGAUGCAUGCAGGACUGUAGAUCUGAGAGAAAUGGCACAAAAACAUUGCAUCGAUCAUCCUGAUUCUCCGCCUGUUAUCGUAGUAGAUGCCAUGAGUUGUGUUAGAUACUGGUACACACCAGAAUCCUGGGUGUGUGGUGGCCAGUGGCGGGAGUUCCUUGCUGUUUUAGAGGAUUUUAUUAAAGUUUUCAUGGGAGCUGGUAUCAAGUUGGUGUUUUUCUUUGACGGAGUGGUAGAAUCAAAAAAGAGAGAUGAGUGGAUCAAACGGAGGUUGCAGAAUAACAAGGAGAUAGCCAGAGUAUUUCAGUUUAUCAAGACUCACAGAAAACAACCAGGGCGAGAAAUGUUUGUGAUGCCUUCAGCUUUGCCUACUUUUACACGUUUUGCCCUGAAGUCACUUGGUCAAGAAACAGUAUGUACAUUGCAGGAGGCAGACUUUGAGGUGGCUGUAUAUGGUUUGCAACAUAACUGCAUAGGAAUUCUUGGGCAAGAUAGUGACUACCUCAUCUAUAAUACGUGCCCCUACUUUUCCAUUGGGAAGCUCCGUUUGGACAGGCUGGUCACUGUUAUGUACUCUCGAGAAGAUCUUUGUCAUGCAUUGGGUCUUAGUUUGACACACCUCCCUCUCUUUGCUUGCUUGCUUGGCAAUGAUGUUGUUCCAGAAAACUUGUUGGAAGGCUUUUGGCAUAAAUGUUUGGUCAGCAGUCCCCAUAAGAAUAACAGCUACAACAGAAGAACAAACAUAUUUUUUGCUGUAGCAAAUUACAUCUCAAAAGUUCCACAGUCAUACAGCAGCCUGAAACACUUGGAAGACAUUCUGCCUCUGGGAUCAGACAAGACAUUGCUUUACAGAGGAGUGGAGUGCUAUCUUUUACCUGGGCAGCAGUCUCCAUGGAUUCCUCCCAAAGUAACAAGUUGCCAAAUGUUUUCCCUUCAACAAGAAACAGCCAUGUGUCAAGAUGAAGUCUUUCAGGUACCUUCUAAAGAACAGCAUGUCCAGUCUGAAAAUUACACGAUCUUCAAUAUCCUGAGUAAGGGAGAGAUUGAAUGCAGCAACUCUUUGGAAGAUGAAUCUGAUACAGAAAUUCCUGGACAGGCACUUAUCUACCGCCCUGCUCGUCAGCAUAUUUAUUCUAUCUUGUUGGAAUCUAGAGAAGGUGGAGCCUAUUCUUUCGUGAAAGAGUGGUUUGUCUUUUUUGGAAAUCCUCUCAAACAGCCAGAGCUCAUACAGCCUGUACAACCUAUUCCAGGUGGAACACCUAAUUUGAAAACACUGUGGUUUGCCAAAGGACCUGACGUGGAAAAGCAGCGAUAUAGUACAUUUCUGGCAUGCUUUCACCUUCACGAUGGGAUGGAAUAUCUCCAAGGUCUAGAAGCACCUGUUGCAGCAUUCUGUUGCUUGCUGGUCUAUCUUAUGAUGCAGGUCAGUAGCCUCUCUAUGGAGGACUUAAAUGCAUUUGUGGCACUCGUUCUCUGCCUCAAAGGGAAGUCAGCUGCUGAACUGGCAAGUUUGCAGCUUGCGCAGGUGGACUCCAGAGGUGUGCAUCUUGGUGCUGUCAUUGUUCGUGGCCUUUCAACUUUGCUGAUGGCCAAUAGUGCCUGUGGCUUUCCAUUCAGAAUGGAUGAUUUGAUGCCUUGGCAGGUGUUUGAUGGAAAACUUUUCCAAGAAAAAUACCAGCAGUCACAUCGAGGUUGCUCUUUGGAGGAGCUUUUGGAAGGCAAUGAAUCUUUGUAUACACCCUUUGAGAAUCUGAAGUCUUUCAUUUGCAAGGCUUGCAUGGCAAAGAAAAGAACAAUACACAGCAGACCAAGAGGGAAUGGAUUUAUCACAGGAACACUGCAAAGAGAAUUUAAUCCCAGGUUCCAACAAAUACACAGAAGUUCUUUUGUUCCUCCAUAUCAUAACCAGACGAGGGGGUUCCUGUGGAGAAAUCCUCAACCACAAGGUAGAGAGUAUAGAUCAUGUCAUCCAGACCGAAGGAGAAGAUUCCAUGUUCCUUCUCGGUGAGGAGUACAAGUGUUCAGGUGAUCCUGCUCAUUACUGGAAGUGGAUGAAAAUGGCUAAGAGAACAAGAUGUGUUAUGAAUUGCUGUAUGCUGAAAAUCAUUAAAACUUCAUCAGUGUUUCGAAACUGGUAGUGGGAGAGUCUAAUCAGAAGUUUAUCAUGCCUCAUUUUCAGUUCCAUUUUAUUUUUAUACUUUUUGCUUCUAGCCUGUAGCUUAGAGAAGUAAAUUAUGGAGUGUUGUGAAACAAUUAUUAUACAGUUUAAGUUCCACAAAGUAUUGUUUGGGGCACUUUGCAAAAACCUGGUUGACAUGCUUAUAAAAAAUGAUCAUCAAAAAGUUACAUGUAAAAAAUAGAGGGCAGUCCUAGGUAUUGAAGAAGGCUACAAAAUUUUAAUCAAUUCAUUUGGUUCUGUGGUGAAAACUGUUAUGCCUCUUCUGUUAAACCUUUAUGCUAUUCUAUUAACGGUUUGAACAGACACCAUUUUUACACAGCACAGUGUCUGAUUUGCAUUCCAGGGAUUUUGUCGUGAAAGGGACAUUCCUGCUGCCUUUUUCUAUUGAUUUAGAAUUUCCUCCAAAGUUAUACUGGCCAGAGGCUUAGUCUAAGUCUUAGUGUGUCUUAAGACACUUAGACUUUGAGGCUAAAGACAGAUGUAAGGGCUGGAAUAAACCUUAAAUACUUCAUAAAUGACUCACUGCAUAUGGAAGAGAAUUCUAGGUAUUCCAGAAGAGGACUAUCCAUUUGAAUCAGCUCUGAAAGGCCCCAAAAUAAUAGGACAUUAAAGCUAUAGCAGUUUUGUACAUAGAAACUGAUUUUAUAACUUUCUGGAAUCUUUUAGGUACCCUUUUCUCAUUCUCUGAGACUGAGAAACUAUGAAAGUAAGCCACAUGGUAGAAAAGUAACAUUUUUUAACUGUAACAUGAUUGUAAACACUUUAGAAGAACCCCUUUUUACCCAAGACUGGGCACUUUCAGCCUCAAAUAGCAUAAAGGUUAAUUGUACAACCGCUUUUUUCUUUUUCUUUUCUUCCCCCUUAAAAUCUCUUAGAAUAAUGUGAUCCGACUUUUAUGGAAAGUUCUCUAGUUUCAGGAAUCUCAUGAUGUAUAAUAGUGUAUUUGAAAAGAAUGUAAUUGUGUGCCAGAAUUUGUUGGUAAUUUCCCCUUCAGGCUUUGAUACGAGAAAAGAUUUUGGUUGGCCUCAAUAAAUAAAGUUAAAUACUGUU
Molecule: messenger RNA, 4586 nt
Organism: Pezoporus occidentalis (night parrot)
Lineage: Eukaryota; Metazoa; Chordata; Aves; Psittaciformes; Psittacidae
Gene: FAM120B
Product: family with sequence similarity 120 member B
Exons: 10
Coding region: 1314-3365 (683 amino acids)
Biological process (GO): peroxisome proliferator activated receptor signaling pathway; fat cell differentiation
Cellular component (GO): nucleus
Source: RefSeq, a predicted model, not a curated record